Strongylus vulgaris is the source of this 162-nucleotide messenger RNA. The record is from the annotation of a GenBank genome assembly. Lineage: Eukaryota; Metazoa; Nematoda; Chromadorea; Rhabditida; Strongylidae.
AUGAGAAGAACAGACGAUAGAUGGACACUAAGAACUCUGAAAUGGAUCCCUCGCGAAGUAGUCUCGAGGGAGACCACCGACCAGAUGGGUGACGUGGCACGGAUGGACCAGCUGAAUUCUCAGCUGGUAACGAGUAAUGGAUCUGGACCUCGCGAAGGUCGC